AUGGUUCAUGAAUUAUCGAUACAAAUAUACAAAGAAAUAGACACGAUUAUAUCUGGCAGAAUAGAGAUUCGAGGCACUAAAGCUACCGUGAUUUCUCGCCGGAAAUUAAUCCAGGAUCCCGUUAUUGAAGAACACAUAUUUGUAACUCAUCAUGAUCGUGCGAAGAUUUCUUUAGGCGAAACGAUCCAAAUAUCGCAGCUUGCGUUGGAAGAUCAUCAGAACAUUAAAAUAAAAGCCAUUGAAUUAGUUGAAGAUAUCGAUAAUGUAACAUUGGAAGAAUUAUCAUCUCCGCUGUUAAUUAAAGCUUUUAAUGAUAUGCCACUAAUACAGGCAAAUGUUACUUUAUUAACAUCAUCGAGUCGUUUCAGUUCAGCAGAAUUGCCACAAAAUGUUACAAUCGCAGAUUUAAAUGCAUCUUUAGAUGAUAAAGUGUUAAUAGCUGUUGGAUUCAAUCUUUUGACGAAACAAAUCUCGUUAGAAAAACUUUUACCACUCAUAAGAGAAGGUGGAUAUCUGUUGACAUACGAAAAGUACAACAUAAUUAACUAUGAAAAAUAUUUGCAGUAAUACGAAUUAAAUAUUAUUCUUGAAAAGUGCACUGAUACGGAAGUAAUUAUACUUUUGAAGAAAAAAGUUGAGAUAAAAAAGACGACUGUUGUCUAUAUAGAUAAUAACAAUUUUAAUUGGCUCCAAAAAUUAAAAUUACUUUUGAAUGAUGAGAAUCAACUUGUUAAAAACAGUAGAAUCAUAAUUGUUGGAGAAAAAGACUUUGAGUGCGGUUUGCUAGGCUUCAUUAACUGUUUGAGAAAAGAGUUAGGCGGCGAAUUUGUUAGAGGUGUACUUAUUCAAGAUCAGAACGCUCCUAAAUUCUCUUUACAAAAUCCCUUUUAUAUGCAACAAUUACAAAAAGACAUGACUAUUAAUGUUUUGCGCUCUAAUAAAAUCUGGGGAUCUUACAGGCAUUUACAAUUACCGCGUGCAGAAGCCCAACUUGUACCUUCCGCUUAUGUUUGUCAAAUGGUUCAUGGUGAUCUAAGUACAUUUUGUUGGAUGGAACACGAAAUAUCUGAUUCUCGGCUCGAAGAUUUGAUACGUAUAGUUUAUUCGUCUAUCAAUUUCAGAGAUGUAAUGUUAGCUAUUGCGAAAUUAAAUUCAUUGCCGACCGCAAUGUCGCAAGAACGAUUUCAAAGUAUAUCUCUUGGAUUGGAAUAUGUAGGAUUCGAUACCAACGGACGUCGCGUAAUGGGACUUCGUGAUAACAAAUGUAUAGCAAACAUCAUUGUGAAAGACAAAGAUUUAUGUUGGAACAUACCUGAUACAUGGACAUUUGAAGAUGCUGCUACAAUCCCAUGCGUUUAUAGCACGUGUUACUUGGCUUUAUAUAUUUAUGGGAAAAUGAAGAAAGGCGAUAAAAUACUUAUACAUUCCGGUACUGGAGGCAUUGGACAAGCAGCUAUUCACCUAGCUCUUAACGAGGGAUGCGAGGUGUUUACUAUAGGUACAAUUGAAAAGCGAGAAUUUAUUAAAAGAAUGUUUCCGACUAUUACGGAUAAGUAUAUUGGAAAUUCUCGAGACACCAGUUUCGAACAAAUGAUAAUGUUGCAAACAAAUGGUUACGGCGUGGAUAUCGUGUUAAAUUCGUUGUCAGAAGAAAAACUAAUUGCGUCCGUUCGUUGUCUAGCACGAAAUGGUCGUUUCCUGGAGAUCGGCAAAUUCGAUCUUGUUUCUAACAAUCCUCUAGAUAUGAUCAUGUUUCAAAAAGGUAUUAGUUUUCAUGGAAUUCUAUUAGAAAAUAUAUUUCUGGGUUAUCACAAGCAUAAGUCUCUAUUAUCCAAAAUGAUGGCUAACGGUUUGAAAAAUUUGAUCAUUAAACUACUUCAGGUGAAAGUUUUUCCAAAAUCAGAAAUUGAAGCGGUUUUUAGAUACAUGUCAAGUGGGAAACAUAUAGGAAAGAUAAUUUUAAAGAUUCAGGAGGAAGAUCAAUCUUUGAACGAAUUUGUUAUUGCACAUCGUUGUUAUUAUUGUCUCAAUAAUAGAAGCUAUAUUAUAUUAGGAGGUCUAGGUGGAUUCGGUUUGGAGUUAACUGAUUGGCUAAUACUACGAGGCGCUAAAAACGUCGUGCUGAUUUCGCGAACUGGGAUAAAAAAUGGUUAUCAGCGCAUGAAAUUUCAAUUGUGGAGAUCUUACGGUGUAAAUGUGAUUAUUAUAAAAAAUAUCGAUACUGCCAAUCGUGAUGAUUGUGAAAAUCUUUUGCGAACUGCGGAAAAGAUAGCACCGGUGGAUGCGAUAUUCAACCUGGCCGUAGUGCUGAAGGACAACAUUUUGGAAAAUCAAACCAUCAAUACCUUUGCGGAAUCCUUCAAAUCGAAGGCCUGGGCGACGCAAAUGUUGGACAAGCUGUCUAGAAAAAUCUGUCCUAAACUACGGCAGUUUGUAGUAUUCUCUUCCGUUUCUUGCGGUAGAGGAAACACUGGACAAACUAAUUAUGGCAUGGCUAAUUCCGUCAUGGAGAGAGUGUGUGAGAAAAGGGCGAAGGAUGGAUUACCUAGACUGGCGAUUCAGUGGGGAGCUAUAGGUGACGUAGGUCUUGUCGCUGAUAUGCAAGAAGAGAAUAAGGAACUCGUUAUCGGUGGUACUUUGCAACAAAAGAUAUCUAGCUGCCUUAACGAACUCGAUACAUUUGUACUUCAAAAUCGGCCAGUUGUAAGUAGCAUGAUUGUAGCCGAAAAGAAAGCAGAAUCUUCCAGAUUUGACAAUAUGAUGAAAACUGUUGCUAAUAUUUUAAAUGUAAAGGACAUGAAAAAGAUAAGCCAAAAUACAUCUUUAUCUGAGCUUGGAAUGGAUUCUAUGAUGGUUGUGGAAAUUAAGCAAAUCCUGGAACGAGAAUUUGAUAUCUUUUUUACUGUGCAAGAAAUACGGAAUCUUACUUUCGCAAAACUUAAUGAGAUUUCCAAUGCAAACACUGGUGAUAAUAAUACGCAAAUUGAAAAUUCAAUCGAUAGGAAAUCAAAUAUUGCGAAAUUAUUCGGUAUUGUACAAGACAAAGAUUUUAUGACGAAAGUUUGUUUAGAUAUCUUUAAAAAAGAAGAAAAUACGAUCCAAGUAUUUCUUAUACCGGGAAUCGAUGGCUGUGUAACUGUAUUUAAUCACUUGGCAUCAAGCGUUAAAUUUUCGAUGACAUCGUUGCAAUGUAACACAAACAAUAUUAACGCUAUGAACACACUAUCGGAGACGAUUGACUAUCUUCUUGAGCACAUAAUCUCAAGAUUAAAAGAUAGAAGAAAUUUUGUAAUGGUAGGAUAUUCUUUCGGAUCUAUUAUCGCAAUUGAAUUAACAAGAAAAUUGGAAACUAUGAAUUUUAAAGGACAACUUGUACUUAUCGAUGGCGCUCCGGAUAGUGCAAAUAAUGUAUACGAACAUUAUAUAUCAAAUUCUAGCGACAUAGAACUUCAAAAUAACGUUUUAAUUACUAUGAUGGAAAUUUAUAAAGCAGGAUCCAGUGAAAAGGUUUUACAGGAAUUGAAGAAAUAUAAAACUUGGAAGGAGCGUUUUAAUAUUUUUGCCAAACAUUUUUUAGCAAUAAAUACAUUACUUUCACCCAUAAAUCUGAACAUGUUAUGUACAACAGUAUAUAAACAUUUAAUCAUUGCUUGACAAUAUAAUCCUUCCACAUUACCGCGUAUUAAAUCACCCAUAAUAUUGCUAAAAGCUACAUUGUCACAUGUACAUAUGAUUGAAGAGGAUUAUAGUCUACACAAGAUAUUUUGGAGAAAGUUUUGUUCAAAUGUAUAUUUAAUAAAUUAAAUUUAACAAAACUUUUUGUU
Molecule: messenger RNA, 3824 nt
Organism: Camponotus floridanus (Florida carpenter ant)
Lineage: Eukaryota; Metazoa; Arthropoda; Insecta; Hymenoptera; Formicidae
Product: fatty acid synthase
Biological process (GO): fatty acid biosynthetic process
Molecular function (GO): fatty acid synthase activity; oxidoreductase activity
Source: RefSeq, a predicted model, not a curated record